Peronospora matthiolae is the source of this 3540-nucleotide messenger RNA. The record is from the annotation of a GenBank genome assembly. NCBI's taxonomy places the organism in Eukaryota, Oomycota, Peronosporomycetes, Peronosporales, Peronosporaceae.
AUGUUGUCCAGAUUGGACAUUCAUCGCACCGAUUACCUGCGGCAAGCAGAAGAGUUGGCGCAAUUUGCCCAAUCGACGGAGGUGGACACUCACUCGAAGAGUUUUGGACGCGAUGUGGUGAACACUGUCGAGGUUGCGCAGGAAUUCAAGGACAAACACAAAUCAAGACCGUCGCUACCACGCACCGACACCCGGACUUGUUUCAAAUGUGGAGAAGUGGGUCACAUUCGUUCGAGGUGCCCCCAAAUGAAGAAGAAGCCCUCGGGUGCGAAUUUCGUUUUCACGGUUGGUCGCGGUGCGAGUCGCUCGCCCGGACAAUGGAUUCUCGACAGCGGUUCGAGUAGACAUUUGGUCAAUGACCCGAGUCUGCUGACUGAUCCGAUUGAUUGUCGCAGCGAGUGCAUGACUGCAGCCACUGAUGGAAGUGCGCUGCGGAUCACCCUACAAGGAACUGUAGACAUCCAAGUCGUUGCACUUGGAGUCGUGAACACAGUGAGGCUCCUCAAUGUUCAGUAUGCGGAGAACCUCGAGCGUAACAUCCUUUUCUACGGAUUGCUCGAGGCAAAAGGUUGCGUACUGGAAUAUCGAGGAGGGAGGCGCGUGUUGUCUUCCGGUACGGGCGGUACACCCAUCAUGGAUGUGGAAUGCUGCAACAACGUGUUGGUUGUCGCGGUGACAAACCACAGUGAUCGUAAUUCCAAGCCACCACAAGAGGCACUGAUGACUGUCGUCAACCCACCUGAAUAUGAAUUCGAUUCGGAUGUUCUAUGCGGUACCUUGAUGGACUUUCAUCGGCGUUUAGGACACCUUUGUUUUGACACGAUCGUCAAGAUGGCGAACGAUCCGGCAUCAUGCAUCCGACUGACUGAUUCGACACGUCAAAAGUGUCUGGCCUGUGCCCAGGGAAAACAGACCAAGGGAGUCCAGUCGAAGAGAGAUACAGGCGCGAAUUCGCCAAUCGACGCGAUCGGGGGAGUCAUUUGUUCGGACCUUAAGGGUCCCAUGACCCCCCGAGAUCGUUUGGGAAAUCGUUACAUGGUCAACUUCAUCGACCACCGUUCGAGUUACAGUCGAAUAUUUUUGGCCAAGUCGAAGGAUGCAGCCGCGUCAAAGUUCAAGCUCUUCAUGGCAAACUUUGAGCGCGAGUUCAAUUGCAAGGUUCAUGUCUUACGCACCGAUGGAGGUGGCAAAUACAAGACACUCGAUAUUUUCUGCUCUUCGGAAGGCGUCUUGCGUCAAGUAAGCGAGGCCAAAAAUCAAGCAAGCAACGGCAAGGCUGAACGGAUGCACCGCACCGUCAUGAACAUGGUGCGGAGUAUGAUCUUUGCAUCAAACCUGCCGCUCUCAUUUUGGGGUGAUGCUGCAAUGUACGCCUCGUACAUACUGAAUCGAAGCAAAACCAAGUCCAACCCCGGAUGUGCAUCGCCCUUGGAGAUCCUGACAGGCAAGGCUCCCGUGCUGACAGACAUUGUGGCCUUUGGUUCAACAUGCACUGCGCACAGAGACCCGAAGAACAAGUCACUCGGUGAACGAGGCAAGGCGGGCAUCGUCAUUGGGCGAGGCAGCGAAACGAAGGUAUACAAGGUGUACAUCCCAGUGGAUAAGGUGGUCGUGGUGACUCAACAUGUUCAAAACAUUGAAGCACCACAGGAUGACCAGGAUGAGAGAAAGACCUGUCUAGACAUGGCACGACGUCAGAAGGAGCCAGGCCCUGAUCAUCAGGCGGAUGAAGAAGAUCGGCAAGAUGGUGUGAAACGUGCGAAGCAGGUCAGAAAAGGUCGAAAGUCGACAUGGACCAGAGAGCGACAUGGGACAAGAUCGACAACGUCAAGUCAACCAAAGGUGGUUGAAGUGGACACCUCGGUGGACGGUUGCGACAUCGUGAACGCGAUCGUCGAGCAAGACCCGAAGCACUAUGGUGAGGCAAUGAAGAGUGGACAACGCGACCAAUGGCAGGUAGCCAUGACCGAAGAAUUGGACGCACUCGAGGCGAACGACGUCUGGAAGAUCGUAGUGCCACCAAGAAAUGCACACGUGUUGCACAACAAGUGGGUUUACAAAGCCAAGACCGACGCGAACGGAGAUAUCGAGCGAUACAAGGCUCGACUAGUGGUUUGCGGAAACGAACAAGUCUUCGACAUCGACUACAACCUCACGUUUGCGGCCGUCAUGGACUUAGUGACCGUCAAGCUAAUCCUUGUGCUCUCGAAGCGAUGGAACGUUCCCGCACGUCAUGGGGAUGUUCCGAACGCCUACGUUAAGGCAGAAAAGGAGGAGCAUCUAAAUAUCUUCAUGAAGGUUCCAAAAGGCAUGCAAAUCACUAAGGAGGAACUUCAAGGUUUCGGUGUGGAAUCUCCUGGUGAGGUCGCGCUGCUGUUGAAGAAAUCGUUGUACGGACUAAAGCAAGCAGGUAGACUCUGGAGCAAGCUAUUACACUCCAAGCUGACCGAGAAUGGCUACAAGCAGUGCACGACGGACAUGUGUCUAUACUACAAGCACCAAGGUCAAGAAUGGACCAUCGUCGGAGUAUACGUGGACGAUCUUCUGGUCACGGGAACCAAGCAGUGCGCGGUUGAUGAGUUCUUUGCGGGCAUGGAGACACUGUCGAUCAAGGAUCUCGGCGUCGUUCAGAAAUUUCUGGGACUCAGGAUCUCUUUGGAUGACACUCAAGGAUACAUUCUGGACCAAGAGGUCAUGAUCGACGUGUUGCUCAGGGAUUUCAAGUUGGAGUCGGCGAACGGUGUGCGAACGCCAAUCGGAGAUGAAUGCAAUGAUGAUAACAAGGAUGAUGUGGACUAUCUACCCGCGAGAGGUGCAAGCGGUGAGACAAGUUUAUGUGCCUUUCAAUCCUUGGUCGGGAGUCUGCUAUGGAUCGCAAGAUGCACGCGGCCCGACAUAUGUUUUGCAGUGCAUAAGGCAACUCGUCAAACACACAAGCCAACCACCAAGGACUGGAAGAUUGCGAAACGCAUUGCAAGAUACUUGAAGGCGACAAAGAACUUGAGGUUGCACCUGAACGGCAACGGACCGACUCAACAAAAUGUCAAGAUUGAAUGCUGGAGCGAUGCAGACUUCGCCGCGGACAAGGCGGACCGUAAGUCAGUGUCUGGAUACGUACUAACAUUGGACGGUUCUGUUGUUUUAUGGUCGUGCAAGAAGCAGUCAGGUGUGUUGCUGAGCACUAUGGAGGCGGAGUUGAUAUCCUCAUCCCAGGCAGGACGCGAAUUGCUGGGUGUGAGGGAACUACUGCUGGAGCUAAAGCUGCAGGUAUGCACGCCGAUGCCUAUGUGGAUGGAUAAUCAAGCGGCGAUCAAGCAACUCGAGGGAGAGAAGAGCACAACGAGCGCGAAGCACGGGGACAUCAGGUUUAAAUUCAUCUGCCACUACGCGCGUGAAGGAAUUGUGAUGCCCAAGUACGUCAAGACUGAGAUCAUGAUGGCGGACAUUCUGACGAAGUCCUUGCCAGCGCCGAGAAUGGAGGAGCUACGCAAGAUGUUCAACUUGAGGACGAUUCAGGCUGAAGUCGAGGAGGAGUGUUAG